Messenger RNA from Phaeoacremonium minimum UCRPA7, 906 nucleotides. Its product is annotated as putative dihydrodipicolinate synthase protein. Bases 1 to 906 code for a protein of 301 amino acids. NCBI's taxonomy places the organism in Eukaryota, Fungi, Ascomycota, Sordariomycetes, Togniniales, Togniniaceae. The transcript has a single exon. Gene Ontology annotation, molecular function: 4-hydroxy-tetrahydrodipicolinate synthase activity. The record is from RefSeq and is a predicted model, not a curated record.
AUGACCUUCUUUGAUCCAGAGACUGAAGAGCUCGAUAUUCCGGUCAUCAAGAAGCAUGCUGUUCGUCUGGUCCGUGAUGGCCUAGCAGGUCUGGUCACCAUGGGUUCCAAUGGCGAGGCGGCACAUUGCACACGGGAGGAGAAGGCAGCUGUCACCCAGGCUACUCGAGAAGCUCUGGACGAAGCUGGGUUCAAGGACACUCCAGUCAUUGUUGGGGCCACCGAGGGCAGUGUUAAGGGGACUAUUGAGCUUUGCAAGAUUGCUGAGAAGGCCGGAGGCGACUAUGUUCUCCUUCUACCGCCGAGCUACUUCCGCACCUUGGUGGAUGAGGACGUUAUAUACAAUUACUUCACAGCCGUUGCUGAUGGAAGCCCGCUACCCCUGAUUCUAUACAACUACCCGGGUGCUGUUGCCGGAAUUGAUAUGGAUUCCGACCUCCUGAUCCGCCUCGCCAAGCACCCGAACAUUAUUGGAACCAAAUUCACAUGCGGCAACACUGGCAAACUCACCCGUGUAGCGUUGGCCACCAAUGCCAAGACUCCUUUUUCAGAAGGAUCCGGAUAUAUGGCUUUCGGCGGUAUGUGUGACUUCACAACACAGACACUCAUUAGCGGCGGAAGUGGUAUUAUCGCUGGGGGUGCCAAUGUCAUGCCGAAGGUUUGUGCCCGUGUCUGGAAUCUGUACGCAGAGGGCAAGAAGGAUGAAGCCGAGGCUCUUCAGAAGACUCUCUCCAAGUGCGACUGGGUCUUGACAAAGGCUUCCAUUGCUGGUACCAAGUCAGCAAUCCAAAGCUAUUUCGGCUACGGAGGCUUCCCUCGUGCACCGCUCAAGAGGCUGGACGGAGUCCGCACAUCAGCCAUCGCCGAUGGCAUCAAGGAAGUCAUGGACAUUGAGAAGUCACUAUAG